ACCGUCCAAAGUUUUGUCCCUUAGAUGAUUCAUGGCGGACAGGUGUCGCUGAAAAAUUUGUUUACUUCAAAGUUUUGAUUUUUCGAAAGUAAAACAAAAUAUGGAUAAUACUUUAUCUUUAGUACCAAUUUUGGUACUACUUUUAAUGACAAAUGAAGUGUUGAGUCUGAAAUGUUACCAGUGCAACUCGACGCUGGACCACAACUGUCAGGAGUAUUUCAACCACAACAACCCCUACAGUCCUUUAGAGGCAGAGGAGUGCACCAUGUACGACGCCAAGUACUGCAUCAAGGUCACAGGACUCUGGGGAGGUAUAGUUGGUACACACCGAUUCUGCAGCGCUCGUGACCUUGGUGACCAAUGCCAGGACAUGAGGUUCCCAGACCACAGCCGCAAGUACAGAGGCUGUAUCUUCACAUGUGGGGCAGACGGCUGUAAUGGGGCACCUGCCAGUCUCGCAUCAUUGACGACACUCGCAUAUACCAUAGUGUCCUCAUUUCUGGUGCUCGCGUUGCGGAGAUGAGCUGCACUGUUUUGUGAUCUGACUGUUUUUGAUAGAUGAAUAUAUACAUUCCUUAAAGACUGAUGACAUAUCAAGUUCUAUGCAAAAAAAAUCUUAAUUAGAAAUAGAUAAUGAAGGGAGUAUUAACAAUUAAAAAAAGCUUUGAUUAAGAUGAAAAAACUACACAAGUUAAAGUCGUAAUUGUACAUGUUUUUUUUAAAAGAAUUAAGUGUAUGUCAGCUUGCACAUGAAAACAGCCAGAUUGUCUUGGUCACUUAUGUUUGGGAGAUCAGUAUGUUACACAGGCCUUAAAUGUUCUAGUACAAUUUAGAGGAAUUAUGAGACGGUGACUGAUGUCAUCAUAUUUUAGUCAAGAAUGAAAAUAUAUUGAAGGCACAUAUCUAGAAAUACUUCCGGUAAUAAUGUUCCCAAUGAAUAAAUUAUAAAAUUAAAUUAAAGGUUUGCUGUCUAUUUUUUAAUUUCAUAGACACAAUAAAUGUACAUAGUGACACAGAAUGUAUUUCUGCUUAAUAGUUUAUUCAUUUUCAGGCAUAUUCAUUGAGUUAAGAACUCAUUGUUGUGUAUAUCUACAUUAUUCAUACAUUAUCUGUACAUUAAUAAUUCAUUAUCUUUGUCUUUUUGUAUAUACUUGUAAAUAUUUUUAUAUAUUUGUAUACAUUAAUCACAAAUGCAAUAUACAGGUUGUUGAUGUUAUGUUGUAGAAGGAGUAUUUCUUAUACAGUAAAACUGCGAUCAUACUUCAUUUUUAUGUUAAGAAAUCUCUUCGAUAUUGCUUACUUCAAACUAGAAUGUCUAAACAGCACAAUAAGAAUAUAAUUGUUUUGCUAUGACCUUUACCACUGUGUUUGACAGGUUGACAUAAUUUUACAGAACAAGCAAUUAGACUAUUUUAAUGAUACUGUGGCCUCCAAAAGUAUUUGAUCAGAGUUUGAAGUAUAUCCUAGAUGCCAUGUUAUACCAUAUUGCAAUAAUGACACACAGAAAUACCGUUGUCUUAAUGAUUUUGAAGUUCUGUGGUCAAGCAGAAAACUCUAAACAUAUUAUUGACCACAAGUUUGAUUUAGUAUUUAUCAUUAAAUGGAACAGAUUCAUAUUCGCUGAAAAAAGCAACGAUUGCUUACUCCCAAUUUUUAUAUUAAUAAAUAUUAAUAAAUCUGUAAUAAUAGUCCAGACAUUUGAAGGCACUGUAUGUUUAUUACACGUAUAGAUUUUCUAAGAGUCAUUUUUCAGUGAUCAUGAAACAAUUCUAUUGUUUUACAUCUGUAUCUUUCAAAUCUGUUGUAAUAUAACUAUAAUUCUACCUUUGAUUUAUCACGAUUUAUUAAAUGUACUUAACUA
This is a messenger RNA of Mya arenaria, 1861 nucleotides long. Its product is annotated as U-scoloptoxin(05)-Sm1a-like. Bases 101 to 523 code for a protein of 140 amino acids. Gene Ontology annotation, biological process: sleep; regulation of synaptic transmission, cholinergic; positive regulation of voltage-gated potassium channel activity. The record is from RefSeq and is a predicted model, not a curated record. Lineage: Eukaryota; Metazoa; Mollusca; Bivalvia; Myida; Myidae. The transcript has 3 exons.